This is a messenger RNA of Armigeres subalbatus, 7269 nucleotides long. RefSeq names its product myocyte-specific enhancer factor 2 (gene Mef2). The record is from RefSeq and is a predicted model, not a curated record. Gene Ontology annotation, biological process: positive regulation of transcription by RNA polymerase II. Lineage: Eukaryota; Metazoa; Arthropoda; Insecta; Diptera; Culicidae. The coding region runs from base 2042 to 3631 and encodes 529 amino acids. The transcript has 11 exons. Gene Ontology annotation, molecular function: protein dimerization activity; RNA polymerase II cis-regulatory region sequence-specific DNA binding; DNA-binding transcription factor activity, RNA polymerase II-specific.
ACUGUUUGUGUGCGCAGAAACGUCACGAUGAUGGCGAAUUGAAACACGUAAAUAAAAGUUUCUUCUACUCGUACAGAUCGCGGCUAAUCGAAGUUCAUUUCAUUUACCUAGAUUCAAAUCGCUCGUCGAUUUCGUCCAAGUGAAUAAAUAAUUAGUGGUACGAAUUGGGUCCCGAAAGUGAAGUGCACGCGUUUCGCGCAUUAGAAGACUUGCUUGUAGAGCCAUUUGACGUCCAACCAGUACCACUGUGGGCGCGACUUUCGAUGUGUCGGAUCGCGGACAUCGUCGCGAGAGACAGAGACCAGCAGCACUAACAUACGCAUGUAUUUUAUUCGUCGUUUCGAUCUUGCCAUCAGCGGAGGUAGGCAACAGCACUUCAGCAAACCGACCAUCAUCGCAAAAAAAAAGCUAUUAGAAGCGAGAUUGGGAGUGCAAAAAUUGUGUAGUAUCUUCGAUUUCUUAGUAAGACAGUGUUAGAGAAUUUGGUCAAUUCAAAUCGUUAUAUAGACGAAUAGCCUGGUUGUGUUGCUUCCGGGAGAUGUUGUGCACUGGUGACAACGGGACAGGUUAGCUUUUGCAUAAUAUUUUUGCGAAGAAACAUUGAACUAGCAAGGGGUGAGCGGAAAAAUUACCAGUUCUGUGCUCUCGCGGAUGUAGAUGGUGUGGUGUGAAGGAAGAAAAUUCGGUCGAAAGGAAUAUCCGUGUGUUGUGACGCAGUCUAACAGCUCGCAAGAAGUGCCAAGCAUAAGUCUGGUGCAGACGUAGCAGAGUCUCCGAAUCUAGAGAAGACAUCCCACACGACGUUGCUGUGCAUUCUGGAGGUAUUGUAGGAGCAAAAAAGAAAGGCAAGAGAGUCUGUGGAUGGGUUGGCAGGAGGUCUGUGCAUCGCAUUCGUCAAUCAGGGUGACAAUAACAAACCACAUAGUCGAGAGGGACCUCCACGGGGGCAAGAGUGAGUGCAAUUGACAGACAAGUAAGGUACUAUUCCCCCCGGGCGAACCACUUGAGGAAAUCCAAGAAGAUUGUUGUAUUGAUUGAGUGUGCAGAAAAGUUGAGGAAGAAAAAACGCAAGCAAAAAUUGAUAGCGCGGUGAUAAUGGAAGAAAAACAGUGACACCAGACCAAGAAGUCAUUCACAGUGUUUGAAAUCUUAAAAGCAGAGAGAGAGCAUACAGCGACAAGAAAACGACCACAGAAGAACGGGGCAAGAAGCAAGAAUAUGAUAAUGUGAUGAUAUAAGACAAGAAGUUCCAGUUCCUUUUGGCAAAGUUGUUCGUUCUUCUAUCUGACUCGGUGUGUGAGUGUUUGCUAAAUUGUGGCUGAUAAGAGAGAUGGACGAUAUUAGCAUUACAACUUCUGGAAAAUAAGAAAGCGGUGUGUCGCGGAUCCCCUAUGCGCUGGUGCAGGAUCGGCGGAACAACCUACGGCUGACUGGCUGAAGCAAGACGACUGAAGUCCGUCCGCCCGUCCGUGGUUUCGUUAUUAUUUCCAGCAAACCGGAAAAGCAGCUGUGUUAUGAAACUUGUGCUUAAGGUGGAAACACUUCCUGCUGCUGGAGUGUAGGUGAAACCGAAGAAGAAGAAAAAAAAAUUGAAGUGAAACGGUGUUCAAGAAGGAGACCAGUGUUUGCACGUGGGAAGCAUUCAAAGGAAUAAGGAAGCUAGAAAUCACGGCUAAAAGAGCGGGCACACAUCAGUGAAUCGGGAGGGGGUGUUCGGUUCGAGUGCCUCGGUGUGUGCGCUUGGAGUGGGGGAGAAAAGCUAAGCCGGCUUGCAGUGCGACAUAUUCCCGUUACGAUUUCGGUAUUGUGUUGUUAUUUUUUUUUUCGGUUUGUUGAAUGCAACCGUUGGCAGUUACGUGUUUUUGUUCGGAGGGUUUUUUGAUCUAGUGGGAUAUAACACCGCUGCCAUCACAACCAAAACGCUGCCACGGUGGUGGGCCAUCAAUUUUCGGAGUAAAACUGGAGGACGUAAAUUAGGGAAUUAUUUCCACGGCUGACGGCGAAGCAGUUCAGCAGAGCGGAGCCAGUGUAGCAGGGCAGGAUGGGGCGGAAAAAGAUACAGAUCUCACGGAUAACGGACGAACGGAACCGGCAGGUGACGUUCAACAAGCGUAAAUUCGGGGUCAUGAAGAAGGCGUACGAGCUUUCGGUGCUGUGCGAUUGCGAGAUUGCCCUGAUUAUCUUCAGCAGCACCAACAAGCUGUACCAAUACGCCAGUACCGACAUGGACAAGGUCCUGCUGAAGUACACCGAGUAUAACGAACCGCACGAGUCGCUGACGAACAAGAACAUUAUUGAGUUGCAGGUAAACGCACAGAAGGAGAACAAAAAUGGCACCAUGUCGCCGGACUCGCCGGAACCGGAGGACAGCUACACGCUCACGCCACGCACCGAGGCCAAGUACAACAAAAUCGACGAAGACUUUCAAAUUAUGAUGCAGCGGAACCAGCAACUGUCGGCCAGCGGGCGGGUGAACAUGGCCGGAAAUAGCUACUCGCUGCCGGUGUCGGUGCCGGUCAUCGGGACCUACAACGAUUCCAGCAUGAUGCAAAGCAGUCCCCAGAUGGCACACAAUAGUAUUAGUCCGCGGCCUUCCAGUUCAGAAACCGACUCAGUGUAUCCCUCCGGUGGUAUCCUGGAGAUGUCCAACGGAUACCCACAUUCGGCGUCGCCCCUCGGUGGAUCUCCCAGUCCCGGGCCGAGUCCAGGUAUUGGCACGCACCAGCAUAACCACAAUAACAAUAACCAUAACAAAUUGCAACAUCAAGCGAUCAAGCAAGGUUCCCCGGGGAGUGCGAACUCAAGGUCAUCCAACCUCCGGGUAGUGAUACCAACGCCAAUGAACCCCACCAUCAAUACCGACGAUCUUUCCUACGUGGAGCAACACAGCCGCCAACAGACGUCCAACCUGAACACCCCGGUGGUGGCGCUCCAAACGCCCAUACCGGGCCUGUCGAACUACACCACAACGCUCGGUUCGUUCGGAGCGCAGGACUUCUCGAUCAAUUCCGACCUGAGUAUGAUUGCCUCGUGGGGUGCGGCGGCCAGUAAUGCCCACGCGCAAAACGCCAUGAACUCCCUCGGACAGCACUCGAGAAUCUUUUUCAGCAGCGGUCUGCCACACCUGGCGGUGCCGAACAGUACGCCUCCGCCGUCGACCUCGCCGCUGUCGGUGAAGAUCAAGGCCGAACCGAUUUCGCCCCCUCGGGAGCACCAAUCGUCCUCGCACCACCACCACCACAGUAAUCUGAGCGGAUCCGGUGCGGGUGGGGGCGGGGGUGGUCCCGGUGGUAGUGGCGGCGGCGGCGGUUCAAACGGUCAACAGAACAGCAAUCAGCUCACGGUGACAUCGAUGGCCCAGGUGGGAGGUCACAGCAAUUCCCAGUCGGUGGCGCUCGGUAGCAGUUUGAACCAUUCGCAUCUGAUACAUUCGAGGCCGUCCUCGACGGGGCACCUAACGCCGACGCCAGGUUCACCUCUGUUUGCAGGCUCGGUCACACCCACAAACGCACCCUCACCUGUCGACAUCAGACACAUCGGCGGUGGCGGCCACUUACCCGACUACGACUCCCCAGUGGGUGCCAGCAGUGCUCAUAAAAGACCCAGAAUUUCCGAGGGUUGGGCCACAUAGCCCUCAAAGGGCGGCGGCUCCAGCGGGGGAACCAGUGCACUAAUGUCCAACGGUAGUCACCACCAUCAACAGCAGCAGCAGCAGCAACAACAACAACAGCACUGCUCUUAUCUGGACGACAAUUCGAACCAGAUUUUAAUGGGUGGCAACAACAGUAGUGAGAACGAGUACAGUAGAAAGCUGCAACAGCAGCAGCAGCUGCGACCGUCCUCGUCGCAGCAUCUCCAUCCUUUCUAUCAUAGUGCGAGCGUCAAUAGUAAUAGCAACAGUAAUCAUAGUAGCGUCGGUGGUUAUCCGAGCCAGUCCACAUCCCCGUACAACAACAAUAGCAGCAACCACAGUAACAAUAGUGGCGGCGGCCAUCACCACUCACCGUCGCCAGUUGGAGGGAUGGGACAUUUGCAGCAACACUAUUGAAGGGUGGCGAAGUGUGAUUCUCGGUUCACAAAGAUCAGAUGAUUCUUAUUCUGAAGAGAUUUCUUUUCGACUUUUUAGUUUAAGUUGGUGGGAACUUGUAUGCAUGUGAAGCGAAUACGUUUUAUGUGUUUUUGUAUGAAUGUGAUGUAAAGCGAAGGGUUGCAAAAGCGACAAUUUUAACUUAUUGUAUAUUAUCAUUUUUGUGCUUGUUAGGCACGCGAAAGAAAGUGGCUUGCUCUCCGAUUGUAGAUGACUUUUUUUGAUCUUCAAAGCAUGCAUAAUUUUAUGCAUUUAUUAAUUAAAACUUCAGAACAGGAUUCUGUAAUGUUAGGUACACAAAGUAGAAAUGAGAAACGUAAUUCGGUUUAUUUUCAAUAUUAUAUAUAGGUUUCAAUUGGCUUCUAAAAAAUCAUAUUUUAUUUUAAGCUUUUCUUAUUAAGGAAUAAUCAUAAAAGAUUAUUCUAAAAAUUCAGUGCAAGUUCGGAGCAAGAUAUCAAUUUGUAAUAAAAUCACACAUACAGCUCUUAAUUGUAGCUGCACAUGGCCUUCAAUUUUGAGUCAACUCAAGUACCCGAAAUCGACGUACGUGAGCCUUUACUGGAAAGUGGAAGGUAACACGUGUUUUGUAUGGAUUAAUUAGUAAAAAAUUGGCUUGAAGUGUUGUAACCCUUCAAUUUUGUCUUACGUUUUUUUUUCAUUUUCCAAUAACUGUAACUGGUAAUUAAUUGAAGAAUGCUUGUCAUUUAUAUACAUUCAGGAUAUAGUUUCACGUUAAUCUCAACGAUGGCAGACAUAACUUUCAGUUUGAUGUUUCAACCAUUAUAUUGAACAAAAUCAAUCAAAAUGCAAUAAAAUUCUGAAAUUGAUCACCGAAGUCAUAUUAUGUUAUAUUAUUGCUCACAUGGGUUGAACAGAACCUGGUAUUACCAACUGGCAAUUUUAUCGGUGAGAUGCUAAAAAUGUCGUGUUCUACAGUCGUAAGUCGGGCCACAUUCUUUCGCCAUUACCCAACAACAUGUGUACAUAUAGGAAAUCUCCUGAACUGGAAACAACAUUUUCUUUUCAAAGCUCGCUUCGGGCAUAAUUACGUAAUCGGUUUAGUUUUCAUUUUUCGUUUGGAUAAGUGCAAUACUAUUGAUAUGCAGUACAGCCUGGGACAACUCGCCCAGAAAGAGCCACAUUUACAAUAGGUGAAACGUACAAUUCGAUCAAUCUAUUUGUCGACAUAAGAUAUUUAGGUGAAAGGGGUUGAUCGACAAAGAAUUUGGUGACGCUAAAAUCAGUCAUAAAUGUAGCAUAUUUUUUAUCGCAAUGCGGUAUAGAAAAGAGAUAGAAAACCCAGAGGACGUACUGACGAAAGCCAAGGGGAACCGCAGGGAGUCCCGUUAAUGGAUGUGAAUGUUGAUGUUUCACAACAAUAAGUGUUGCUGUGUUCUUUUAGGUUAAGCAAAACUCAGAAAAACAACAAAAUGGCGUUGCAAACAGCAAUUAUGUCAUUUGAAGAUUACAUUUGUGUAUUACUUAUCUGUUUACAUGUGAGGUAUGUUUGAUGUAUCAGAAUACAAACAAAUAAAAAACAAACAAAAACUAAGAAAUCAGGUGCGUGUGUGAAUGUUGUAAAGGUAAUUUGUGUGCGUUUGAAUAAUUCUGCCACAGACUCGAAAGCAGUUGAAGGUUAAAAACCUGUCUGCUAAGGAACAAAACAAAUAUUGCACGUGUUAUUCGUUCAAAUCUGUCAUGAAUAUUACCGAUUCUAGUACGUCACCCGCGAUUGAUGGGUGCCAAGAGAUAGUCAUUAUUUACAGUUACACAAUACAGAGAUAAAAAAAACAAAUAAGGAGAGUUUCGUACUCACCCUUCCUAUAACCUAACUCUACUCUAGUGCAAAGUAGCCUUUCAAAGUGCGACACAAUCAUUUCCCACUGGGAUAAAAACAUUAACACGAGAGGAAGAAUGUGCGCGUCGACACGGGAAGUACUAGAUUGUAAUUUAGUGCGCCCGGCAACCGCGUCGAUUGAGCAGAACGAGGAGAAAAAUCAAGAUGAUACUCAUAAGCUUAAAAAAGGAACCACAAGCUGGAACGGAUAGAAUCACGUUGCAGAGCGCCCUUUGAGCAAGUCCACAUAUCAUUCGGGAAGAUGAAACAUUUCCGCGGCCGGUAUUGCUAUUCGCAGUCGCCACGCGGACUCGGUUGAAACACUCACUUAUGUAUAGUUGCUUGCGAGAGUGAGCGAGACGAGUGAAUAUUAGGUAAAUUGGUUCAAACUGAGAAUGGACCUAGGAUGGACUAAUAGGCUCUUAAUAGCUAAACAACUGAAAGAACAUUGAGGAAAAACUAGGUAAAACAUAGUUUGUGUGCCAUUAAUAGGAUUACGUACCAGAGGAGUAAAUCAUGUAUAUUUUUUAAACACAGAAAGAGACCAGUGACAGCAGAGUAUGAUAGCAUUGAUUUGGAAGAGAUUUUUUUCUGUUUUCACCUUUUCACAACCUGCAGUACGAUCUAGUACUGCAGAACAAAAACUGCUGUCUUAUAGUUACUCUAAUUUUAUGCCUAGCUCCUGUACUUUGGAGAGAAAAGAAUAGAACAGUUCAGCCUAGAAUGCGAUACAAACAAAACGUGCAUGUAUUGUUUAUUUUUUUUUCGUUUCCACAUCCUAUGUUUUGUUUCUAGCUCUAGUACUGCGUAGCAAAAAAUGAACUCACAAAAUGAAUAAAGUGAAGUAGAAUGUAGCUGAACCACAACCACUCGUAAUGGCAAUGAUAUUUAUUUCCGUUAAUUAUUUCAAAUUUGUUUUGAGGUUUCAUAAAGUUUCCGAUUAAAGGUGGUGUGCUGAAUUUAAAUGAAUUUAAAUCCUAAUAUAUUCGAGGAAAGAAAAUCAUAAAAUUUCUGUAUAAUCUAUAGGAGCAAGCGAGAGUAAAACUGCAAGCGUAUUCUGGAAUACAGGAGAUAAGUAGAGAGAAUGAAAUCAACCCAGAGUUAUCCAGGCCAAAUAUUAGCGAGUGAAUAAACUAAACGAAGUUCUGUAAGCGGAAAAUUACCAGCAGUGCUGCAGUGUAAGAAAGAGACGGCAGAUCACAUACACAUAUGUAGAUGAUAUCGGUUUUUGCUCUUUCUGUUUUAAUUUAGUGGAUUAGUUGACUUCUAGUUUAAAUUUCAUUUUUCCAGUCAUAGGUUUAUAACGUCUUAGUUUGAAAUAAAAGAAAAAUGACUUUUACAUUGA